Messenger RNA from Drosophila albomicans, 1215 nucleotides. Its product is annotated as fibrinogen-like protein 1. NCBI's taxonomy places the organism in Eukaryota, Metazoa, Arthropoda, Insecta, Diptera, Drosophilidae. Bases 50 to 1117 code for a protein of 355 amino acids. The transcript is spliced from 3 exons. The record is from RefSeq and is a predicted model, not a curated record.
UUUAGUUCCAUUUUGAUAUUCAAACGCGAUAAAUGUAACUCAUGAGAAGAUGACUGCAAAGAUGAAAUUUUUCAUAUAUAUUCUGUUUCUGAAAUGCUUUACUCUAAGUGUGGCAACCGAAACUGAAGAUAAUAAAGUUUUGAACAAUUUACUUGAAUCCAAGCUGAUAAAUAUAAUCGAUCUUCGGGGUAUUCUGGGUGCACUCGAAUUGAAUGCAACCUAUAAGAAUAUUAAAACACUAAACAUUGGCAGCAAAGCAAAUGAUAAUUCAAAUGUGUUGGGCUUGUUGCAAAAGCCAAAUUUCAAUGUAGAAGAGCAGAUGCAACGUCCAGAUCACAAAGCAAAGAAACCGUUCCAAACAGAAAAAGCUCUUUCGACUGAUGAAACUGCAACUGCAGUUAAGCAAUUAAAAGCACAAGUUGAUAAUCUGCAACUUUCAGUGUUCCAAUUGCAGAAUCUAGUGAAUUCGAAUACAAAUAAACCAAAAAGUUGCUUAACUGAUAAAGGCAGAGAGAGUAAUCAAGUGAUAAAAGUUCCCGGCGUAGAUGCAUUUCGUGUAGUCUGCGAUUCUUGUGCCGCUGGACCAGGUUGGAUUGUGAUACAAAGGCGAUUCGAUGGCAGCCUGGACUUCUAUAGAGAUUGGAAUGCAUAUCGCUUUGGCUUUGGCUACUUCGAUGGCGAGUUUUUCUUAGGACUUGAAUAUAUUCAUCAUCUUACAAUAUCGCGACCAUAUGAAUUGUAUAUAGAACUAAUUGACUUUGAGAAUCAGUUGUAUUUCGCUCGAUACGAUAACUUUCUCAUUGGCAGCGCAGAGGAGAAAUUUGCGCUGAAAUCGUUGGGCACCUAUAGUGGAAAUGCUGGCGAUGCUUUGAGUUAUAAUCUCUACGAUAAAUUCUCCACUUACGAUAGUGAUAAUGAUAAUUGGCUCCAUGGUAAUUGUGCCAACUACUAUGAAAGCGGUUGGUGGUUCGGUUCGGAUACAAAUAGUAAUCUUAAUGGCCGAUAUUAUAAAUGGGGACAAAGAAAUGCCAGAGGCAUUUGGUGGUAUACGCUCAGAGGAUACAACUCUUUGAAGUCUGUUAAAAUGUUAAUCAGACCAAAGUAUACUUUAGUCUAAGUAAAAGAGAAUAUGAUUGAAAAAUCGACAAACUAUUACAGGUAUAUUUUGUGUAUUAAUGCUAUUAAGAAUAAAAGUUCUUCUGAAUUUGCGCAAUU